Leptopilina heterotoma is the source of this 2512-nucleotide messenger RNA. RefSeq lists its product as uncharacterized. The transcript is spliced from 14 exons. The coding region runs from base 266 to 2470 and encodes 734 amino acids. Lineage: Eukaryota; Metazoa; Arthropoda; Insecta; Hymenoptera; Figitidae. The record is from RefSeq and is a predicted model, not a curated record.
UAAAAAAAAUCUAUUAGAAUUCGAACCUUCGACUUUCGUAGUACGAGUCAAGAGCACUAACCACUUGACCACCGAGUGAUAAUGUUAUCGCACUUUGUCUUAUCGAGAGUUGGCGGCAUAUGCCCAUUAAACUUAAAAUGCAAAAGCUAUUACUAUUACAUGUUUUACCUGUUGUACAAUCUAUAUAAUUGGUCAUUAUGCUCUCUUAAAAAAAAAUUUCUUCGCGCAUUUUUUUUAGUUUUCUGGUAACAGUAAAAUAACUAACAUGGAUCGUUGGAUUAAUAAAGUUGCGGUGAUAACUGGCGCCAGUUCUGGCAUUGGUGAGGAUUUAGCGAGAGAAUUGGUGAAGAAAAAUGUUAAUGUCGUUGGAUUGGCGAGAAGAAUUGAUAAUAUGGAGAAAAUUAAGGAAUCGUUAAAAAAUGAGAAGGGCUCAUUUUAUCCAAUUAAAUGCGAUGUCUCUAAGGAGGAGGAUAUCGUUAAAGCAUUUCAAUGGAUUGAAAAAAAUUUAAAAACCGUCGAUAUUCUUGUUAAUAAUGCUGGAGUUCAUACCGAAGAUUUGUGUAUUGAAAGUUCAACAGAGAACAUUAAAAAAGUUAUUGAUGUUAAUUUAAUUGCCCCCACUAUCUGCACUAAGGAGGCUGUGAAAAUAAUGAGAAAAAAUAAUACAGUCGGUCACAUUAUUAACAUUAACAGUAUUUCCGGGCAAAGUGUGGAAUUUUUCGAAAGUACAGCAAUGCAUAUGUACAGUCCAAGUAAAUUUGCCCUAAAGGCUGUCAGUCAAGUUGUUGAAUUGGAACUUGAAUAUGUCAAAAGUCGCACAAAAGUAACAUCUAUUUUUCCUGGAAUGGUGAAAACUGAAAUGCCACCAGAAAUUGCUUUCAAAAAUUCUCCCUACCUUGAUUCGAAGGAUAUUACUGACAGUAUAAUUUACGUUUUAUCCACACCCCCGCAUGUGCAGAUUAAAGAACUAACAAUUACAUCUGUACCUGGAUAUUUGCGCAUGGAACGUUGGAUUAAUAAAGUGGCGGUGAUAACUGGUGCUAGUUCUGGUAUUGGUGCAACAAUUGUUAAAGCACUUGUGAAAAAAAAUGUCAAAGUCGUUGGAUUGGCGAGACGUUUGGAGAAUAUGGAAAAAAUUAAAAAUGACCUCAAUAAUGAUAAGAGAGAUUUAUUUUUUCCAAUAAAAUGCGAUGUCUCGAAGGAAGAGGAUAUUUUAAAUUCUUUCAAGUGGAUUGAAGAAAAUUUAAAGUCUGUCGAUAUUCUUGUUAAUAAUGCUGCCCUUGGGACAAAAUAUUUAUGCAUUGAAAGUUCGACAGAAAAUAUAAGAAACGUCGUCGACUUAAAUUUAAUUGGUCCAACUAUUUGCAUUAGGGAAACUAUAAGAAUUAUGAAGGAGAAAAAUUCACCUGGUCAUAUUUUCAAUAUCGCCAGUAUUCUGGGACAAAAUAUCCAAAUAUUUCAUGGUAUAACAUUCAAUCUUUAUGGACCAACGAAAUUUGCGCUAAAAGCAAUUAGCGAUGUUAUUGAACUCGAAUUGGAGAGUAUAAAAAGUCCCAUAAAAGUAACGACAAUUUAUCCUGGCUUGGUGAAAACUGAAAUGCCACCGCCGAUAGCGUUUAAAGUAUUUCCGUACCUCGAUGCCGAUGAUAUUUCAGAUGCUGUUUUGUACGCUUUAUCUACCCCUCCCCACGUGCAGAGCCCGGGAGAUAAGUUUUCAGUCUAUUUUCCACAAUUGCGCGAGAUGGAUGCAUGGACUGAUAAAGUUGCACUGGUGACUGGUGCAAGUGCGGGAAUAGGUCAAGAAAUUACUCGACUAUUAAUUGAGGCUGGCGUCAAUGUCGUGGGAUUGGCGCGUAAUAUCGAUAAAAUGCGUCAAUUUCAAACGAAAGAAUUAAAGGACAAAAUUGGCAAAUUCUAUCCACUUGAAUGCGAUUUAACAAAUGAAAAUGAUAUUUUACGUGCAUUCAAGUGGAUUGAAAUUAAUUUACCGGGCGUCGACAUUCUUAUCAAUAAUGCAGCUGUUCUAAUUAAUGGAAUGAUAAUAGAUGGGAAAACGGAGGAUUUCCGAAAAACAAUGGAAUUAAAUGUUAUUGCUCCGGCAAUUUGCAUUAGAGAGGCAGUGAGGUCCAUGAGAGAAAGAGGAGUGAAGGGCCAUAUCAUUAAUAUCAACAGUAUUUUCGGACACGAAGCAGUUCACGUCCCAUCUGUCUAUUCGAAUCUUUACGCCCCCAGUAAAUUUGCUCUGACAGCAAUGAGUCAACAGGUGCAGGCUGAGUUAAAGGAUAUAGAAAGUGGAAUUAGACUUACGAAUUUGAGUCCAGGUUUGACGAAGACUGACAUGUCAUCGAAAUUAUGGUCCCUUCAUCCCUACGUUGAGGCUAAAGAUAUUGCUCAAGGUGUAAUUUACGCUUUAUCAGUUCCUUCACAAGUUUUGGUAAGACAAUUAUCGAUUACUAAUCAAGCGGAGUAACAAUUAUGUAAAAAAUAAAUAAAACAAUUUUUUCAAAAUAUA